AUGGCAGGAAAUCCCAUGAAGCGUAACCAAAAUCUUUAUUGCCAAUAUCACCAGGAUCAAGGGCAUACCAUUAAAGAUUGCAGGAAUCUGUGGGAUCAUUUGGACCAGCUAGUCCAGGAAGGGAAACUAAAACAUCUUUUGCAUCGUUCCAGUGGUCAGCAAGGCCAGACGAAUCCAAUGCUCACGAGAGAUACAUCCUCAAGGUCUCCUAUUGGCACGAUAAAUGUCAUCUUCGCUGCUUCAGGGAGGACCGGUUCAUAUCCUUCAAGGGUGAUGUCUGUGGCUCAAUUGCCGUCUGAGGAGUCCGAUUCGGAGCCAAAGAGGGCCAGGAUUGGAGGAUAUGAUGUGAAAAGGGUAAUGGUAGAUGAUGAUAGUAGUGCUGAAAUCAUGUAUUCUGACUUGUAUAAGGGGUUGAACUUGAGACCCAAGGAUCUGAUAGCCUAUGACUCUUCUUUGAUAAGCUUCGACGGGAAUGUGGUCACUCCGAGGGGUCAAAUUAGAUUACCCGUACAGGCUGGCACAGCGGUGGUGGAGGUGGACUUCAUUAUGAUGGAUGCUUAUUCUCCAUACACAGCCAUUGUGGCCAGGCCUUAG
Molecule: messenger RNA, 594 nt
Organism: Quercus lobata
Lineage: Eukaryota; Viridiplantae; Streptophyta; Magnoliopsida; Fagales; Fagaceae
Exons: 2
Coding region: 1-594 (197 amino acids)
Source: RefSeq, a predicted model, not a curated record